CUGGCUUUCUCAGACUCAGCAUUGUAGCCAUUGUAAUUCUUCCUCUGCAGUUUGCUUGUGCCUGUGCUUCAUCAGCCAUGCCCCCUCGAUGCUUCUAGAAGAAUCGUGUUUGUGUGGCUUUCUGCCAACUCUAUUGCUGGCCUUCGAUGUUGCCAAUUGCUUGCUCACUGCAGCUGGGUUGCUUGUGGUGGUGGUGUUGGUCUGUUGAUAGUGUUUUGGGUUUCUUGUGAUAUUGUCCCUCCUGUCUGUCUUCUCGUGCUCGCUUGGACAGCGUACCUGAAGUUGUUGAUGGUUUGUGGCAGAUUGUCUUGGGAAAAAUCCGUCGGUUUCUGUUCCGUUAAUGAGCUGCGAGUGGAGACGGUGAGUGUUGAGUGGAGUGGAGUUUCACUGCGGUGGUUUUUCUCGGUGUUUGGUUGUAAGGUUUGAGCUGCGAGCGAAGCUUUUGACCUGGUGGAGGAAGUAGUGCAAGUUUUCUGGCGUUUUUGGGGGGUUUCUUUUGUUGCGUCUCUUGGAGUGUGAGCGUUAGAGCUGUUUUUUUUGGUCUGUAUUCGUCUGUUUCCUUCAGCUCUGGGGGUUAGGUGAGUUUGUAGACAUGAAAUUUGUUUCUUGAGGGGUUGAACAAGGCGGUCGUGCUUGAGUUCUACCAUGCUUGCAGCUCGUAGGCUUGGUUUUGAUGAUUGCCUUUUUGUGCAACGGGAAUGUGUGUCACGUGACGAGCUGUAGGCGUUGCUGAAGUGAUCACCUUAAACCCAUGAAAGCUUUCGAAAGUUCUCCUUUCAGUGGGGAUUUGGGGAAACUCGUGUAGUGUAUGGACUUGGAGGCAUUGCAAAUGAUUGAAUAAACUUGUUGUAUUUGCUUUAAAAUACUUCGCGACAUUCGAUAACCCAUGGAUUGAAGAUAGUCUCCCUUGAAGGAGACUGGGACCAGGUUAAUGCGAUGUUCUCCUUCACAAAACAUGCACCGGUCACUCGGUUCGGUGGGAUCAAAGGGAGUUGAGGAUAGAGGAGUAAUACAAUGGUGAGUUAAGAAUUUGAUGAGCAGUCUAAGCGUUGGACGGAUUCGGGAAGCUGCAACUUCUAGAGUGUAACAGAAUACAAGUCGAUAGUGAAUCAGUUUGAGUACGGAAGGAUAGAACUAGCGGGCGCAGGGCAUGACGACAUUACAGGACAUUGGUGUGUCGGCUCUUGUCAAUAUCGGCUUAACAAUACUAUUCCUCCUGAGUUUCGUAUUUCUUAGUAUUCAACCUGUAAAUGACAUCGUGUACUAUCCUAAGCUCUAUAUCAGAGGCAUUCGGAAGGAAAGACCAAGAGCGUCUCCACGCCCGCUGAAGCCCGUCGAGAAGUACGUCAAUCUUGAGGUCAGUCAUUAUAUGCGACUGUUAGAUUGGGCCAAGUCUGCACUUCGCAAGACUGAGGAUGAUAUUAUACAGCAUUCGGGACUUGACUCGGCAGUAUAUCUCCGCAUCUUCUUGGUCGGGUUAAAGAUCUUUGUGCCCUUGAUGAUACUGGGCAUGGCGAUAUUAAUUCCUGUGAACGUCGGAGCGGGAUCUCUGCCUGAAACCGGGACAGACAAUGUGAAUGCUAACACCACAGAUACGAAGUUUUUGUUCAGCAGCAUUGACAAACUUUCUAUGUCGAAUGUGCCAAAUGGAUCUUCAAGACUUUGGGCGCAUUUGGUUAUGUCGUACGUGUUUACGGCCUGGGUUUGUUACAUCCUAUUCAUGGAAUAUAAGGCCAUUGCAGCGUUGCGUCUGAGGUUCCUCUGUGAUGAGCAAAGGCGACCGGAUCAGUUCACAGUUAUGGUUCUGCAAAUACCUAACACAGGCAAGCAGCCUCUCGAUCAACAAGUGGAGCAGUAUUUCCGCAGAUACCAUCCAGAUAAUUAUUUAACGCAUCAGAUGGCGUACAAUGCAAACCAGCUGUCCAAGAUUGUAAAAGAAAGAGACAAAGCACAGAAUUGGCUGGUGUAUUUCCAAAUAAAGUAUCAGCGAAACCCAGCCAUGAGACCUGUCACCAAGACGGGUUUUCUUGGUAUGUUUGGAGAUCAAGUUGAUGCAAUUGAUUACUACACGUCUGAAAUUGAACGACUGACUAAAGAAGCCCAAGCUGAGCGUGAAGUUGUGAUAAACGAUCCGAAUGCCACAAUGCCAGCUGCGUUUGUCUCCUUUAAAAAUCGUUGGGGGGCUGUUGUGUGUGCUCAAACCCAACAAAACCAAGACCCAACGUUGUGGCUUACAGAAAGUGCGCCCGAACCACGAGAUGUAUAUUGGUCGAAUCUUUCAAUACCGUAUGUGCAACUUGGAUUCCGAAAACUUGCAGUUGGCGGUAUUGUAUUUCUUUUGGUCUUCUUUUAUAUGAUUCCGAUUGCCGCCGUACAAUCUUUGGCAAAUCUUGAAGGGCUUCGGAGAUCGAUACCUGCUCUUGAUGGAUUCUUGCAGAAGAGCUUUGUUUCAUCAUUUGUUCAAGGUUUCCUGCCAGGUCUUGCGUUGAAGCUCUUCUUCAAAUUUCUGCCGAAAUUCAUAAAAAUUAUCACAAAACUUGAAGGUCAUCUUGCAGUAUCAAAGAUUGAGCGGCGCGCUGCUGCGAAGUACUAUAUCUUUGUCGUGGUCAAUAUCUUCUUUGGGAGUAUCUUUACUGGAACUGCAUUCCAGCAGCUGAAGACAUUUGUGACAUCCUCAUCCUUCUUGGACUUUCUGAACACACUCGCAUCAUCUAUACCUCAGAAGGCGUCUUUCUUCAUCACGUAUAUCAUGGUCGAUGGAUGGUCCGGUCCAGCUGGUGAAAUACUUCGGCUCAAGCCUCUAGUGAAGUAUCAUAUUCGGAAUAUGUUAUUCUGCAGAACCGACAAAGACAGGCUGGAAGCAGCCGACCCAGGAACUCUCUCCUUGGAUGAGUCGCUGCCUCAACUGCAACUUUAUUUUUUGAUGGGUCUAGUGUAUUCUGUUAUCACACCAAUCAUCAUCCCAUUUAUUGUCGUAUUCAUGGGCUUCGGUUUUCUCGUUUACCGUAAUCAGGUUAUCAACGUGUAUGAUCCUGAAUAUGAGAGUGCAGGAGCGUUCUGGACUCAUGUUCACGGACGCAUCAUCGCUGCUCUUAUUAUAGAGCAUCUUACACUCAUCGGUUUAUUUCUUGUCAAUGGUCCGAUAUCUUUUGUUAAAACAUCUCCUGGACAGAGCGUCAAGGACAAAAUCCUUCGUUAUGUGAGAGAAUCUUUUAGCUCGACACCCUUCAUGGUAGCGUUACCGAUAUUGACUUUGGUUUUUCACAAUUACUGCAAGAAGCGUUUUGAGGCUGCAUUCACUCACUACCCUUUGGAGAACGCUAUGGAGAAGGACAUGAUAGAGAAGCAAGAAGAACCAAAUUUGGACUUAACAAUAUUUUUACGAAAUGCAUACAAUCAUCCUGAUUUCGAUGACGAGGAUGAUGGUGGAGAUGUGGAGAAAUGCCAGGAAGAGAUUGUUACCAUUGAAGAACAAGACAAGACUCCUUCACAGGACUCUUUACCGGCGAGGGAACAAGCUGAGUCUGCAGAACUGGAUGGUGGUGAAGAAGAGCAGCAAGUAGAAGAGCAAGACUCAUCUCCAUUGGCUUUUAAAUGGGGGGCUUUCCAUCAGGAUGCUGCUGAUGCAAAUCCUUCGUUACCGAACCUCUCGAGAGAAACCUCAGAUUUAGGAUCUCCGUUAAUGUUCCAACAAGGCUGCUUUGGCGAAGAAGGCUUAGUUUCGUUGAGAGGACGGUUAGGUGCAAAUAAUUCUGACGGACUUCGAAUGGAUUCUUUGGGAAGAUAUCACUCAGCACGCAGUUUCUUCGAUUCAGCAUCGUCUCGCAGUAGCUUCGACGGUGAGGGUGCUGCACCAUCAGAUACAGCUAUUCCAAGUUCAUCGGCAGCAGAAAAGCCAGCAAUACAAAGGGAAGUUAGCAGCAAGGAACUUGCCAGAGUGCGUUCGCUUCAGCGUUACCUGCAAGGGCAGUUAUCUCGUGAGAGCUCAUUUGUCGAGUCCUUGCGAGUGACUGAUGAGACCGCAAGAUUGAAGGCUUUACAGAGCUUUGUGAGAGGUCAACUCUCACGAGAACCUUCAUUUGUUGCAGACCGAUCUAUUCCCGAAACCAAUGAAGCACCGAAUUCGGAAUUAUCUUUGGAUGCUGAUGUUGAAAAGGCACUCGUGCGAGACUUGCAGCGGUAUUUGAGAGCGCAAAUAUCCAGGGAGAAUUCGAUGGCUGGGGAGCCCGUCAAGGAUGCCACUCUUGCUGACUCAUCUUUGACAUCCAGGAAGGAAGUGCCCUGUCAGAGUGAUGUCGAUGACCGCGAUGAAAUUAUAAGAUAUGUGAAAGGGCAGCUGUCACGAGAGAACUCAAGCUCGGAAUCUGGCUCUCCUCUUACCUUCCGGCGCGGAGCGUUUUAUGGAAAUGAAGGUGAUGAAGAGAAAGGAGCGGAUUCACCCUCCUUCACAGGCUCUCCAGGUUCACCCCUGACUUUCAAGACAGGUAGGUUCAUUCAAAAUACAGAUGACGAAGAGUUAGGAAAUAUGCGGACAUCACCUUUGAGGGGAUCCAGGUUUCCCAAAGCGCAGACGAUGAGCACAAUCAAAGAGAAUUCCAAGAUGCUCACCGACUCCCAGCAAGUGUACUUGCCGCAAACCAGGACUUCAGGCCUGGCUAGACCUGGUGCAUCACCUGACUCACCGCUGUCCAAAGGAGAAAGUUCCUCUCAGGAGGCAGAGUCGGCUCUGACACCAGCUGCAGAGGCCAAUCAACCGGCAUACUCACGAGCUAAGUCAUUGAGGGCACUCAGAGAAGUGAGCCACCUGGACUCUUCCGGCUUCGCCAAACCAAAUCACAAACGUGACCGAACGUUGUCAACACUGUUGAAGGAACCGCAGGACACAACUGUCAGUCCAUCAUCCUCACGGAGAUCGUCAAGGGCUGAUCCAUCUACCAUGCCAAACCCAACCAGUGACGUAGGAGAAGCCGAUACUGGAACCAGGACACCGGAGAACUCCAACACUCUCGACAGCCUGGUGCAGAACGAAGCCCCUGAGCAGCCAUCUCAUGCUCUUGAGCUUGGAACACAGGACUCAUCGACGACGAGGAGGAAAAAGAAGAACAAGAAGGCUACGAAAACCGAUAAAGUCAAGAGAUCCUCGUCUUCAUCUUCUUCCUCGUCGUCUUCGUCCUCUUCGUCCUCGUCUUCUUCCUCAGAGAGUGAAAAAGAGGAGUCUCACGAUGCUUCUGCUGCUUUGUAACCUGGAGUCUUCUUUGCUAGAUCCGUAGGUGAAAGUGAAUCUUAGGAGCUCUCCCUUCGUCUUAACAGGGAUGACCUUUAGCUUAUUGUACCAUGCUCACAAAUUAGCAAUCGCAUUCAGGGAAUGGCGGUUCUGUACUUUGCCUUUCAUGAUGUAUUACACGUUUCCUUAUUCUUCUUCGUU
Messenger RNA from Physcomitrium patens, 5425 nucleotides. Its product is annotated as hyperosmolality-gated Ca2+ permeable channel 1.5. Gene Ontology annotation, molecular function: calcium-activated cation channel activity. Gene Ontology annotation, cellular component: plasma membrane. Lineage: Eukaryota; Viridiplantae; Streptophyta; Bryopsida; Funariales; Funariaceae. The record is from RefSeq and is a predicted model, not a curated record.